This is a messenger RNA of Cylindrotheca closterium, 792 nucleotides long. The record is from the annotation of a GenBank genome assembly. NCBI's taxonomy places the organism in Eukaryota, Bacillariophyta, Bacillariophyceae, Bacillariales, Bacillariaceae.
AUGCAAACAAAGAAGACUCUCAGAGCACUCAUCACAUUCCAAACCCUCUUGUUUUCUUCUCCACUCUCACGUCGUGACUUUAUUACAACAGCAACUUCAAGCGCACUAGCACUCAAGGCAAAUAACAAACUCGAUACCAUGACAAAUAUUCCGGAAGAUAGAUCAGGUCAGACCGCCAAAAUUUGGGACAGAUUUGCCAAAGGAUACGCUAAGCAGCCUAUUGACGAUCAGGAAGCAUACGAGAAGAAACUGAGUAUCACCCAGAAAUACCUCACAAAGGACAUGGAGGUCCUAGAGUAUGGUUGUGGUACAGGAGAAACAAGUCUAAUCCAUGCUCCAUUCGUCAAGCAUAUCCUCGCAACUGAUAUUUCUGGCAAGAUGCUCGAAGCCGCACACAAGAGGCUUGCGGCGUCGCCAGUAAAGAAUGUAGAAUUCCAACAAGUGUCUAUCGAUCAGCUGCAACUCAAGAACGAAAGCAAAGACGUUGUCCUCGGACUCAGUAUUCUGCACUUGCUCAAGAACCGAGACGAAGCCAUCGCCAAGACCUACCAGUGGUUGAAACCUGGAGGUAUAUUUGUAUCGAGCACAACCUGCGUUGGAAGCAUGGGUUCCGCGCCUUUCCUAAAGCGCAUCUUGCCUAUUGGCAGCUUCUUCGGUGCCCUUCCGUAUGUCAAUACUCUGACCAAAGAAGAUUUGAAAGAAAGCCUGAUCAAAAACAAGUUUGAGAUCGAGUACGAAUGGCAACCCAAGAAGGAUGCAGCGGUUUUUAUCAUUGCACGAAAGAGUGCCUAA